Messenger RNA from Bicyclus anynana (squinting bush brown), 933 nucleotides. RefSeq lists its product as uncharacterized. The transcript is spliced from 4 exons. Lineage: Eukaryota; Metazoa; Arthropoda; Insecta; Lepidoptera; Nymphalidae. The record is from RefSeq and is a predicted model, not a curated record. The coding region runs from base 118 to 870 and encodes 250 amino acids.
AAGUUUAAUCUGUUUCUGUAGGUGUGUUGUUGUUGUUUUUGAGAGAUUUUUUACUUUUUAUUUUCUUUUCCAUUGGUACCGUAUAAUUAAAAUAUAUUACAAUCUUACUUUUAGUUGAUGCUAAAUGGAAAUGCUUUACAGGUUUAUCAGGUUUUCAGGGAAAUAAAAUAUAAAGCUUUAUUCCGGUACAUCAUAACCUUUAAACAACAAAUUAAAAUUACACCAAUCUUUAAAACACCUAUAAAACCGCUAAUUUAUUUAUAUUUAUCAAGGAAUCAAGUAAGUAUGUCUGAUUCAUCAGAAGAUGAGGAUCUUUCUAAGUUCAAAGAGGCAGUAGAUACAUCGUUUGUGAAGUUAAUUAAUGAAAGUAAAGGCAAAACUUUGCAGUAUAAUAAAACAGAACAACCUCGCUCAGAGAGGUAUUUAAAAAUAUCUUCCCAUUACAAUGAUGUUAAAGUGCCCAAAGAAAUGCAAAAAUGCAUCGGUGAUAAAAUAUCAGCUAUAAUCAACAAUCUGGUGGAAUUUGUGGAUACUGAACAUAAUGUAAAAAAACACAAAAUCAAAGGUGGUGUCAAACUGUUCAAUGACUCUGAAGGCUAUUUAUCCUGCGAAGAGGUAAAAGAUACAUACACAGAAGCACAUAAUAGGAAUUCGAAAAAUGUUAACAAGUCAUCCAGAAAGCGACUGCUGGAUGAAGAUGUCCAAGAGGCUGAUGAAAGUGUUAAAAUUGAAGCAGCUGUAGUUACUGGUGAUUUUGUACUGUCAAAAAAGGAAACUCAACAUUGGUUGUCAAGGAGAAAAGAAAAACUUUUCAAGUAUAAAGCGGUUGGAAAAAACAAAAAUGUAUUAAUAGGGGUAAAAAAUAGAUAGAUGGUACGAGUAUUUAUAGCACUGUAGAAAAUUUAUUUAAAUAAAUAUUAACAAAAUUUAAAA